AUGUACUCCGCCGUGGGAGGUGCGGCGGUGCCCAGACGUAUGGCUGUACCGAUGCGUCAUCAACAUCCUCACCGACCACCGCAAUCUCUGUCAUUGCCGCCUCUUCCACAAGACAUGGAUACGGGAGAACUGUGUCGCGAGCACAUCGAAGUUGUAGAAUCUGAUCCUCAAGCCUUACGUCGAGCACUUGAUAUUCGAGCUGCCGCCUUAACACAGAUUGAUCCCGAGGUCGUUCGUUCCGCUCUAUAUGCCCUACUCUCACUUCCCACGCAUACCUUCUCCCAUCAAGCCAUGUGCUCUGUUCACUCUGCCGUUCACCUUCCACCCCCACCGUCCAAACCUUUAGACUCUCAUGGCAACCCAUGGUCUCUCUCAAUCCUCUUAUGGAUUCACAUCAUCCUCAUUCUCUAUCAACCCGUCUCGACCAACCCGGUCCCCCUUGCCAUCUCAUCCUCCGGCUCUUCGCCUAAACGUCGAAAGCUCGUCAACGAUACCACCGAUCAGAGGGCAUUUGGAGCGUUGACAGCCACUUCGUUAGCCCCCCGAGUCCUCAUCCUCAUCCCACACGCUGAAGAAGGUGUGCUCAGGGCUUUAUGGUUGGCUCUGGUCUGGCUGGAAAUGGGAUACAAGGGUAGCAAGCGCGGUGUAGCUGUUGGUUUUCUACUAGAGAGAAUAGGGGAAGAAUGGAAAGCUCGUGAAGUGAGGGAAAGGGAAAACCGUACUUCGUCUCAUUCUCAAAACGCCUACCGAAUCGUUCCUUCCUCAGGCUGGCAAGAUGAACGUUCCACCCUUACUUCUCCUCCGAUACAAUCACCAUUGACGAAGAGCGAAACAAUCAACAGUGAACAUUCAUCAUCACCACAGGUCGUCGAGGAGAAGGAUUCUUGGCGAGAGAGAAUGAAAGCGGUUGAAUCUGUCCGUCUUACGGGUCGUCUGACGAUGAGCAAAGUGUGGCAAUAUCUCAACUCAAUUCCUACACCAGCCGUCAAAUCGCCUUCGACUCUUUCCUCCCCACCCAGUGUCCGAUCCGAUCAAAAUCAUCCCAACGUUUCAUCACCUUUCCGAUCUGGUACACCCUCAUCCAGUAUUCCUUCCCACAGUCAUCCACCUCACACCGCCCGCGCUGCGACAUCCUCUCCACCUUUUCGCUUCAUAUUUUGGCAAGAACCAAGACCAGGACGAGAUCAGGGACCACAAUUACGACCUCUGGUUCGAAGUCGGACGGACAUUUUCGAAGGGGCGAUCACACUACCUCCAUUGAAUGUGGCGAUCAGUCGAAGUCCUAGUGCGGAACCGUUCCCACGAUUGUCCAUGUUGGGUAAACGGAAUUGGCAUUAUGCUUCUCUUUCACCUGAUCCGGAGGAUUGUCAAGAGAUUCAAUCGAUGACAUUGUGA
Molecule: messenger RNA, 1395 nt
Organism: Tremella mesenterica DSM 1558
Lineage: Eukaryota; Fungi; Basidiomycota; Tremellomycetes; Tremellales; Tremellaceae
Exons: 2
Coding region: 1-1395 (464 amino acids)
Source: RefSeq, a predicted model, not a curated record